AUGAUGUUCAAAUCAGGUGUAAUCGGUGCCAUUGCAAUCGCUCCGCAUGUGAAAGUGAUUCAUUGCGAGGAUGGAAAUGCCGAUAUCGUCACACCAGAUUCUGGUUCCUCUAAUCGUCACAUCGUUCUUGAGGACUUCUCCGGCUUGCUUACGAUCGAUAUGAUGAUGAUCCUGGAUACAAAUGAAGGUAUGGCAACCAUGGCCACUAUUCAGAGACCAGCCUUGGUCGAGAGCGAUGACGACAAAGAAGAAGAAGAAGCCGCUGUGGAACAAGGCAAAGACAAGAAAGCUGCUACUCGUACUCGGCCUCCAAUUCAAUGCAAUGGCGCAAUCGGCGCCCUUCGUAUCAUUCCAUAUGUGAACGUCAUUGAUCAGGAGGAUGGCAAAGCCGAGAUCUCCACACCGAGAUCGGGUUCUUCUCAUGGUCAGAUCGUGCUUGAAAACUUCACUGGUGCUCUUACGGUCGAGACGAUUGUAGUGAUGGACCCACAUGAUGUACAGACAACGACCAUUAUUGAGAGGCCAAUCUUGGUGGCGAGCGAUGACAACGAAGGAGCCACAGCUAUGAAGCAAGGCAAUAGAGGGAAGAAUGGUCGGAAGAAAACUUCCUCUGGUACUCCUAUUGAUUCAAGUGGCGCUGCAGAUAGCGUCAAGAAGCCCCCUGCUUUACCAACCUUGGAGGAAAGCGAAGACGAAGUGUCCAUUGUGAUGGGCAAUGUCGACAGUGAACCUGCCAAUCCAGACGGCAACGACAUGUCCAACAGUGAAAUUGAGGAUGAUGAAGAGGAAGCGACAAAUUAUGAUACGAUGAAGCGUCCCGAACUCUGGGCGGUUUACAAAGCCCGACUUGGCAGACAGCCCCAAAAACUCAAGAUGCGUGAAAUCGUAAAGAUACUCCGUGCGUAUGACGAUGCUGACAAGAUCAAGAACGCCGAGAAGGAGAAUCAUGUCAAUAGCGUGGUGAAUUGA
This is a messenger RNA of Cylindrotheca closterium, 969 nucleotides long. The record is from the annotation of a GenBank genome assembly. Lineage: Eukaryota; Bacillariophyta; Bacillariophyceae; Bacillariales; Bacillariaceae.